UGUUGUGUUUAGUUUGUUCCAUGUUUGAACGUGUUCGUUUUUUAGUAAAUUUCGUUGAUUAUUGUUAAUUCCAGUAAGAUUUAAUCUCGCACAGCUAAACUCGAUUCGAAGCAAACCGAAAUACCCAAGAAAAGGAAGGAUAUUCGUUGAAUGCCAACAGAUUGCACAAUUCGCUUAAGUAACAAUUGAAGAUCAACAAUGAGAAAAAGUUUAGCUCCAAGUCAGUUGGCAAAGAAUGGAUCUCCGAAUACAAAGAGAUUCAAUCCACCUUCAGUUCUCAACAUAUCCAAUGGCAGAACUAAAAGAAAAUGCACAGAAGAUACAAGUGCAAAAGAACCUGAUGCAGUGCAGGAAAUGUUCACCACAAAUUAUGAGGAAAUCAUCCAGAAGUUGAAGAAACCAUUCAAAGUACCAAUUCCCAAUUACAUUGGAUGUCAUUCAAUGAAAAAUUUGGGUAUGAGGAAAUCACAACCUCGGAGACCACUCUAUGAUCCUGGUAUACCAAAUGCUUUGAUCCUCUACAAUCCUCCAGAGAUGUCUGAGAAGGACAAGAUGAUAAAUAAGGACAAAAUUCUAGUACAUGUUGUGGUGGAUCCUGUGCUUGGGAAUAUAUUAAGACCACAUCAGCGGCAGGGUGUAAAAUUUAUGUACGAUUGUGUGACCGGCGUGCAAAUCGAUGGUACGUUUGGUUGCAUAAUGGCCGAUGAGAUGGGUUUAGGAAAAACGUUGCAAUGUAUUACGCUGCUCUGGACUCUGUUACAACAAAGUCCUGAAUGUAAACCUACUAUAGACAAGGCUAUUAUAGUGUGUCCUAGUUCUUUAGUAAAGAAUUGGAGUAACGAAAUCACGAAGUGGUUGGGUGGUCGUCUUUGUUCUCUGAUGAUGGAUGGAAGCGGAGAUGCUAAAAAGAAUUUAACGCAAUUCAUGCAAGGGCAGGGAAGAACUGCUAUAUCGUUGCUCAUCAUUUCGUACGAGACGUUUCGGAUGCACGCGGAGAUUUUGCAUUCAAGAGAAGUCGGGAUGGUGAUGUGCGAUGAGGGACACCGUCUCAAAAAUUGCGAGAAUCAAACUUAUAGGGCGUUGAUGGCGUUAAAAUGCAAGAGGCGUGUCCUUCUCAGCGGAACGCCCAUUCAGAACGAUCUAACCGAGUACUUCAGCUUGAUACAUUUCGUGAACGAAGGGCUGCUUGGCAGUGCGCAGGAAUUCAGGAAGAAAUUCGAAAAUUACAUUAUCAAAGGUCAGGAUGCUUGUGCCUCGGUUUCUGAGAGGAGGGAGGCUCAACGUUGUCUGUUAGAGCUCUCGAAUAUCGUUAAUAGGUGUCUAAUUCGAAGGACUAGUGCUCUGCUAACAAAGUAUUUACCUGUAAAGUUCGAGAUGAUCGUGUGCUGCACGUUGACGCCGAUGCAGCGUGAGAUUUAUAUGAACUACAUCAAUUCAGAGUCUGUGAGGAGGACGGUGCGAGAGAAUGACGGCGAGUCGAAGAACUCGCUGAGUACGUUGGCGGGGAUCACAAGUCUGAAGAAGCUUUGCAAUCAUCCGGAACUGGUGGCGGAUAAAAUCAGGGAGGGAGCGGAAGGGUUUGAGAAGAGCAGACAUUUACUGCCACCAGCAGGCGAUGUUCGGCCCGAAUUCUCCGGGAAGGUGAUGCUGCUUGACUGUCUUCUCGUCAAUCUGAAAACGAACUACGACGAUAAAAUCGUGCUCGUAUCGAAUUAUACGCAGACUCUGGAUCUGUUCGAGAAGUUGUGCAUGAAGCGGAGCUUCAAGUACGUGCGGCUGGACGGGACGAUGACCAUUAAGAAGAGGGCGAAGGUCGUGGAGAGUUUCAACAAACCGGAAUCGCCCGAAUGGAUUUUUAUGCUCAGCUCGAAGGCCGGUGGGUGUGGUUUAAAUUUGAUCGGGGCCAAUAGACUGGUCAUGUUCGAUCCCGAUUGGAAUCCUGCGAAUGAUGAUCAGGCGAUGGCGCGCGUCUGGAGGGAUGGUCAGAAGAAACCCUGUUUCAUCUACAGAUUCCUUGCGACUGGAACGAUCGAGGAAAAAAUAUUUCAGAGACAAGCUCACAAGAAAGCUCUGAGUUCGACUGUGGUGGACAACAACGAGGAAACGAUGAGGCAUUUCACCGCCUCCGAACUGAGGGAGCUGUUCAUCCUGGAGAAGACAAAUUCGGAUACGCACGACAGGUUGAAAUGCAAGAGGUGCAUCACUAAUAUCCAGAUGACAAAUCCACCUGAGAAUGCCGAUUGCACCUCUGAUUUGAGCAACUGGUAUCACGCUUGGGACAAGAAGUCUUUGGCCGAUAUUGUAUUGAAGGAAAUCUGGGAUUUGGCCAAACACAUUUCGUUCGUGUUCCAUCAGAAAUCGGCGAAGGUCGAGGUGAAAUCCGUUAAAGUUGAUGAUGAGGGCAGCGAAGCGACAAGCGAGGAAUACGAUUUAUGAUUCAAUGUUAUAUGCAAGUAUUCAAUAGUUUCCUCAAUCUGAAUACAUGAAUUCCAAUUACAAACACUCACAUAAUUCUUUUAGUUCUGUCAUUGGAUAUGUUGAGAACUGAUGGUGGUUUGAAUCUCUUUGUUUUCGGAGAUCCAUUCUUUGCCAGCUGACUCGGAGCUAAACUUUUUCUCUCUCAAAAAUAAAAUGCAACUGACAUUUUUUUGUUGAUAUUCUUUAAAUGCUCCAAUCGUUACUAACCAUUAUUGAUUUUCAAUUGUUUCUUAAACGAAUUGUGCAAUUUGUUGGUAUUCAACGAAUAUCCUUCCUUUUCAUAUACAUGUAUAUAUA
Molecule: messenger RNA, 2775 nt
Organism: Nicrophorus vespilloides
Lineage: Eukaryota; Metazoa; Arthropoda; Insecta; Coleoptera; Silphidae
Gene: okr
Product: DNA repair and recombination protein RAD54-like
Exons: 9
Coding region: 199-2436 (745 amino acids)
Biological process (GO): reciprocal meiotic recombination; double-strand break repair via synthesis-dependent strand annealing
Cellular component (GO): nucleus
Molecular function (GO): ATP binding; DNA translocase activity; ATP-dependent chromatin remodeler activity
Source: RefSeq, a predicted model, not a curated record